UAGUGAUUGCGCGUAGUGUUAUUGUUUUGUGGGAAAAAAUUGUGAAUCUUAACUAAAUUCGAUAUUAUUUCUUUAAAAUUUCCUUAUAGUUUUCUUCUUUGUUCAAGAAUUAUCAUUUUCUUUGUUGAAUAUGUCAUUCACAAGCGUGGCACUGUCUGUUCGUUUGACCCUUCAUCAUCGCGGCAACGGCUCCGUGAGGCUGCUGUGAAGUGAUUAGUAGAGGUUGUUUGCGUAUUUGCUACAGCGGACAGAGGCGCCACGUGUGGGCCUGCGUCCACCCGGGGGCGGGCGCGCUGCGCCGCCCCACAACUGCAUAUAUUCCUACCAAAUGGUUUAUUGACAACGGAAGAUGUUAAGCAUGAUGUAGAGGUGAACCCGCACAUCAUCGCUCCUGACCCCUUAGCAUCUGACGAUUGUUUCGAUGUCUUUCCACCGCCUGAUCUCUUCCUACUGACCACGACUGAGAAACUAAAAAUGAAUGCGGGUGACGACGAACCUUCGUCUGGUUUAAAUGGAAGACUGCGACCUCGGAAGUCCAAUCCUAGUCCAAAAAACAAAUCCCGAACCAAAUCAGAAGGCAGGAUCGCGUUGGACAAACCCAAAAGGGCUACCAACCCGUCCAAGGCGUCGCCAAACAAACAAGAUGAUCUCCCAAACAAGUCUGAUUUUACUCACACUCCGUAUUUUCUUUGCCCCUUUUGUGACAAGAAGUUCGCUUCAAAACAAACUCUUACAAAACAUAUUCAACGUAUGCAUUACUCGAAGCCCGACGCCUUUCUCAGAUGCUUAUUUUGUAACGAGUCCCAGGCCGAUUCUGGCAUCAUUCAACACAUGGUUGAUAACCAUCCUGAUCAAUACUUCGCUUGCCUAGAUUGUCGCACUCGGCUUCUCACUUCAUCGGAACUUGCCGAGCAUAAAGAAAAUGCUUGUGAAAAACUGAAGGUUUCGUACCGCACUAAACUUCGCCAAAAAGAACCACGUGGCAUCAAAAAAAUCAAGAAGUCACACCACAUUGAAGAAAAGGACGAUUUUAACAAAGACUCCCAAGAAGAGCAUGGCUUUAAUGGCGUUGUUAUAUCCUGUGAACUCAAGCCUUCAGAAGAUCAAGAUGGGGCGGACAUUGAAGAUAACAUUACAACGAAUUUAAUCUUACCACCCAACAAAAAUCUAGGAAAUAAUGCUAUCAUAAAAAAGAGCGCGGUCAUCGUCUUAGAUGAAUUGCAAUGGAACAAAAAAAUUCCUUCCAACUUUUCAUUCCAUAACACGGAUGCGGAUCAAAUAUUGUCCAGACUGGGUGUGGUGCACCGGUCGCCGAGAACAGGAGAAUCUACUAAAAAGGACUGGUUCAAGACUAUUGAUGACACUAAGUUUGAAAAAUGUUUCGAUACGAAGUUUUAUUCUCAAGUGGCAAGCAACGUUCAGGAAAAUCUCGCCAAAUUCUUGGAUGGUACUUGCAAUUUUAAUCCUGAUCCUGACAGCACGAUCAAAACACGAAAAUCCAAAAAUAACGCGGUCAUUAAUACUGCUGAAGGUUUUCCCAUACUUCUAGCUCGCGAGCAAUACUCCCGCAACGUUAACGAUGGGUACAUGCCUCGCGCAAUAGCACCAAAGCACAAAUGGAAAUGGGACAGUCCAGAGAGCGACAAGGGUCCAUUAAAUCCAGACCAGAUAAAGAGGGACUCCCAUACAAAUAAUUGCAUCAUUACACUUAUAUCGAGCUUGGAUAUAUGGACGCAACUGAGUAUGCGGCGAAAAUUUGAUAUCAUAUUUAACAGGGCGCCGAUUGAGAAAAAGACUGAAAAACAGAACAUCAUAAGCCAAGAAUUGAAGGAGAUCCUAGAGAGCAGAGAGAUCCCGAAGUCACCUCUGCAAAUUGUAAAGCGUACUGAUAAACCGGCAACGAUUACCUCUGCCCCGGAGUUUCCUGCUUGUUUGGGCCUGGCUCCAGCAGGGCCGACCUAUGACAUGCAGCCUGCACUUCUAAGCGGUGAAUGGGUGCGACCUCGAUGUUACGUAUGCUGUGCUUGUGGCGAACAAACUUCAGAGUCGAAGGGACUUUCGUCACACAUUUCCACUCAGCAUCCUAACGCCAAUGUACAAUACUACGAAAUAGUCGGUGAACCACUGUUGAAUGCUGACAUCUUGAAGCAUUUGUAUGUGCCACCGAGCCAGGUGUGCAAUAGAACUCGACCUCCAAGAGGAUUCAGGGAGUGCACAAAAUGCCAGAAGUCUGUAACUCUUGAAGACUUACAUCAGCACAUGCUCGAUUGUGCCGGAGACACGCCGGCCGUGCGCCGCCGCCAGUGCCGCUACCGACCUUUUGGCGUGCGCAGGCGCCGAACUAGGAUGCCCGAUAAUACCAUCCGCAAAAAAAUGCGCAAAGAUAUUAGAUCACAACAACGCAGACAAAAAUCUCAUAUGCGGCCUAGACCACGCCCAAGAACUGAAGUUGGAGAUGCUGAAACAAUUCGAAAAAUGUUAGCUGACUUACCAGCGAAGCGGCAUCGUGUUGUGGUGAAUCCCGUAAACAUGAUACAAAGACCACGGCGCAUAUUAGACAAAACAAGACCUAAAAUGAUAAUGAAGAAGAACUCACAAGGAGUUAAGAAUAUAAAACAGUGUGGUAAUAAAAGAAUUCUGUCCGACAGAAAAGCAAAGUCCGUUAGCACCGACACUGCUAAACAAAGUUCUAACUUCGAUGAUGACGAGGAUAAUAAACCGUUGAGACCGAAAUUAAAAUCUAUAAUAAACAAGACUCGUCAGCGCGAAACUAUUAAAAGGCAAUCUGUUGUAAAAAGGGCAAAAAGGAAAUCUAUUCGCGUAGAACAAAGAAAUGUGGAUAGUACAGACAAAGUUAUAGAGGGUUCGAGUGAGGCAAUGGAAAAUGCUUCUUUGGAUGAAACGCCUCACAGAAUUGAUGUUAAACGAGGAUCAUAUACUACUAGAGAUCACGGGAAUCGCAGUGCAUCCGGUGGUGGGAACCGUAGUGGAUCCAGCAAUGGAAACCGCAGUGGAUCCAACAAUGGGAACCGCAGUGCAUCCGGUAAUCGAGACGGACAAAGACCCAGCUGCAGUGGCACUAAUGGAAACGCAAAUAAUUCCUGCGCACCAGCACAAAACGUUCCGCUUAAGCAUUCCAUUGCGCGUUUGACUGCGAAUUCUGAGACUCACGACAAAUCUGUACAAUUUCAUCAUUCAUUCCUCGUACAACAGGAAUGCAAUAACACCGAUCAACAUGUUCCUGUUCCCACAGGCCAACACACUCUAUUUGAAAAUGAAGCUGUUGUCACGAGGUUGGAUAAACCACCUCUAAAUUUCUGCCAAAAAAGGUAUUUAGAUCUUAAUGCUCUGCAAAAGAAUAAAUUGAAUAAACCUCGGAAAGGGCUUAAUGAUUGCAUUGCAAUGCUCAAGAACAAGUUAGUUGAUCCGUUGCCUCAAGAUACACCGGGGCAUGUGUCGGUUCAGUGUGGCAAUGAUGAUCCGAUAGACCUGGAUCCCCGGCCUCUUAUUCAAGCCUCUAUACAUAAGGACGCUGCAGUUAACGUGGAUUUGCAACCCAGUUUAAUUCAUUCUACCCCUGUGCCGAGGACUUUAGUAGAGUUCCAUCCGGAUCCGGAAAAAAUAAAACUGCAGCCUGAGCAUGUUUUGGAAACUUUGCCCAAGGUUAAACAAACUGAAGUGGUUGGAAAACGUAAGUCUCCACGAGGAAAAUCUUACGAGCAUGAAAUGAUGCCACCUAAAACAAUUCCACUCGGCACCGAGCUUAACAUCAGUCGACAAAAACAAACAGAAACCUAUUUUUAUGGAAAAUCACCCGUAAAAACACGUUCCCGAAGUGAUACUCGACGCUCAAGCCAUGAUUCAAGGCAGCAAGUAAUGAUCCCACAAAAUGAUUUGAAUAAGCUGCUGCCAGCUGAUAUCGAAAUCAGUAGAAAAAAGUCAUCUAAAGUCGCACCUGAAACAAAGGUCGAUUGGCAGAAGGCUAGUGUGGUGUCUAAACAUUUAGAUAUUUAUCCGGAAAACGUGACACUUAAGAAUUUACCUGAAAAUCGACAAGAAAUAACGAAUCACCAUAUGAGGCAAGAUGUGAGACAUGAACAAGAUGUGAGACAUGAUAAUAUACAAGAUGUGAGACAUGAGAAGGUACAAGAAGUGAGGCGCGAAUUCAGACAGGAAGUGAGGCAUGAUAACAUACAAGCAGUUAGGCACGACGCCAGACGCGACGUGGGACAUGACACCCGACCAGAAGUCGGACGUGAUGUUACUCAAGAAGUGCUGCAUGAUAUCAGACAAGAAGUGAGGCAUGAUAUCAGACAGGAUAUUAGACAAGAAAUUGCACAAGAAAUUGAUUUAACCUCUCAAACGUCAUUGAAUAUCUAUCCGGGGAGUAAUAUGUUAGAUAUUCCUACUAAUAUACCUCCGGCCCAUGCAAGCACCAAUGUGGAGUCAAUCAUAUCUACUCCUUUAGAUUUGUCGAGCAAGGUAUUAAUACCCGGUCAUUCCAAAGGGUUUUCAUGUCAAGACGCUGCAUACAUGAAUUAUGAUAGUGGUGAAACAUUAGACUUGUCUAAUAAAACUUACGAUAACAAUUGUGUAUAUGACGAGUCUGAAGGUGAUGAUGUUAUUGUGGAUUUGAGUGUGAAACCGACACAAGCAAUGCCUCUUGAGUCAAGUACGCUAGAUUUGUGUGUAAAGUCCAACAACGGAAAUAUAUUGCCAGAUGUAUUCACAAAUUCGCAUAUAAGUGACAACUAUCCAACUGAUUUAUCUGUAAAGAGCAAAGAGACGGGUUUGUUACACAUAAUAGAUAGAAGAUCUAUCGACGCAUCCGUUAUUCAAGAUUUUUCGGUUUCUAAGACCUUUUACACCGAUGAUGUGCCCAAAAAUAUGUGUGCAAAUAAAGAAAAAAUACAUCCACCUGAUUUAUCUGGGCAAAUUAUGACACGCUCGGCUCCUCGUCUCGCAUCAGAUACAAAAGGAAACAAUUUUGUGGGGUCUGCUGAUUUAACUGACCCUGCAAUAAACAAAGCAGGAACCACACCAGGUGAUUUGUCUCACACAAUAACUGAAAGUACAGUUACACAAGAUAUGGUACGGCUUAAGGAUGUACCUAAUUUGACUCAGAAGGUUAGUGCAUUGCAGCAAGAAGCUGUGCAGGCAAAACCUAUGCUAAAUUUGACUCAAAGCGUAAGUGCUGUGCUACAAGGCGGUGUAGUGCAAAAACCUGCACCACAUUCGACUAAAACCCGAAAAGUCAGUGUACCACAGCUAGAUGUUGUGCAACCGAAUACUACACCAAACCUGAGUCAAAACGUAAGUGCUGUGCCAGAAGUUGGUGCACAACUAAAAUCUGCAACACAUUUGAGUCAAACUCUGAAAGUGUGUGCUCCGAAGCAAGACUCUGUACAGGCAAAAUCUGCACUAAAUUUGAUUCCUAAUGUGAGCGGUAUACUUUACGAUGGUGAACAAAAACCUGAACAGCAUUCGAUUCACCAAGGCUCGCAAGAUGAUACACGUCUGAAGUCAGCUACACAUUUACCUGGAAAGAUUAGCAUAACUCAACAAGACUUGGCACCGUUACAUUCUGCGCUACAUUUAACUUCUAAAGUAACCUCAAUGUAUAAAGACAAUGCGCAGCUAAAAUCUUCAUCACAAUCGACGUCCCUAUCAAGUACAGUAGAACACGAUGAUGCACAAGUGAAUCCGAUGCCUAGUUUGACUCAAAAAGUGAGCGCCAUAAAGCAAGAUGAUGCUCAAUUAAAAUCUGUGGGAAAUUUGAGUUCAAAAGUAGACCCUAAACAAGAUAAUGUAUCGAUUCAUCCUAUUUCAAAACUGACUCAAAAAGAAAAUGCUACGAAUAAAGAUGACGUACCGUUAAAAUUAACCCAACAUUUGAAUCAAAAAGAAAGCAUUGAUAACAGAGAAGAAAAGCAGAAAGUGAACGAUGCGCAACAAGAUGGCGCACAGUUGAAAUCUUCGGCAAAGGAAUGUGAUACAAAACCUGAUGAAAUAACAAACCAAGAUAAAACUGCCUCUGAAAGAUCGGCGCACACGCAGAAACCUGUAUAUGACCCUACAUUGAAGAUACCACAGUAUAAAAUUCGAUCGACGGAAUCAAUGUCAGAAGGGUUAAUUGGAGAUAGUGCAGACCCGGUAACGUUUAUCGAUAAAGCUGUUGCUAGCCCAAACAUAUCUCAAAACGCGUCGGUGAGACCACAUGACAAUUUGCCAUAUAUUUAUGGAAGUAAUACUGUACCCAUGCAUGCUUUUUCGAAUCGGGCAAUGACUGCAUCUUUGAGUAGAAUGGAAAGUACUACUCCAGUCUACACUUUAGCUAAAGCGUGUAUAACAGUAACGAAAAUUGAGUCUUCAAGUUCAGCCACACUAACCAAUACUCUUUUAAGUAUUCCGGGAUCUACGAUUGCGAGUACUACGCCGGUUUACACUCUUACAGGAACAACAAUUGGUGCACCUGCCAAAAUUGGUGCUAUUCAUGAAACCGAAAUGCAUAAUACAUCCGUGAGUUACAAUUAUUUACCAACCGGUGCAUCGAGUGAUCCUAACAGAACAGAUAAUGAAAGCGGUUUUAUUAAUCCAAUCAAAGAGGUACACAAUGAUCCUACUAGUAAUCAUUGCUCCAAAGUAGACGAAGACCCAGAAACAGCUCGUAAAAUUGCUAUGCUGCCAAAAGAGCUCGUCGAUAUCUUAGGCAACAUGCCAGUAGACCACAGAAAUCAAUUGUUGAAUGUAUUACCGCAGUAUGUUUCAUCCACUGCAGCUUCCACUUCGUCAUAUGAUGCGGCACGGUCCCUAGCUAAAUCAACAACGCCGCUGCUAAUAAGCGUUGAAUCGCCAUCUAGUGGUGAAGAAGUUGUCAUAAAUGACAAGAUGUCAGGAUUAUCUGCUCAUCAAAAUAUACCGGAUAUAUUACAUGUUUCAUCCGCUCCUUCUACACUUCAAAAUUUACACAAUGACAUUUCUGUUGCGUCUGUACAGAAAUCGCAUAUUUAUAAAGAAGAACCAAUUAAUAUCGAUUCGGAAAAUAAUAAACAACCAUCAUGUGAUGUAAUUACUGACCGGGAUAAUAUUCCUGAAGGACUAAAAUAUCAAGAUCGAAUUAUUGACUUGACUGGUGAUGAAACAUUGCCUGGAGUAAUUGCGAAAGUAACUGAUGUACCUCCGACGAAAACAUACCAAGAAACACCAGCAUGUCCAAAACUGGAAAUACAAAAGAAUAAAAGAAACAAUGACAAAACUGCUAGUUUAAGAGCAGUUCGUAUUAAAGCUCCAGCUGAAAGGCAAAAGGAAAGUCAAAUGCUGAAACGAGCUUCUAUAGAUCAGAAAUCUUCGCAAGUCGUAUUAAAGUCUAAUGACGAUGAAGUCAAUAAGCUGUUAGAAGUUACCAAAUCCGUACAAGAUCAUGUGGUCGGUCAAAUUGCUGAUAUCAUUGACAGCCAAGAUGAUAAAAAAGAUUUAGUGCAAGCUACUGACGUUAAAACUACAACAGCCAUGGAAAAGUGUGCAAUGGUGGUAAUAACUUGCCCUAAAGGCACUGAUGCGGAUUCUGGAGAGAGUAUUACUCCUCCUGAUUUGAUUAAAAAUAAUACAACAGCACCUGAAUCAGCCAUGAGCCCCACUUUCGCGCCUGGCUUAGUUACUCUAAAGUCUAACUUGUUGAGUGAAAAUACUGGUAGCAAAGCGCUCGCAAACACUGAGAGUACUAUCGAUGUGCCCAAGAUUUUAAUUCCUGAUAUUGAAACUACGUCGCCUACGGAGAAAUCUAUUUUACCCCAAGAGCUUGAACCAAAAGCUAUCACUGAAGACUCAUUCAAACAAGACGUGAUUGCCAAGGAAGAAAUUGUUGCCAUACACGAUGAAGAAGACUCUGAAGAUGAUAUAAUACUGGCAGCGAUAGCUAAACAAAAGAAAAAUAAGCGAAGACCGUGUGCGACUGUAAAUAUACCAGCAAAGAAGAAAAAGAAAGAAAAGAAGUCAAAGAAACUGGGUAAAAAAGAACGGGUAAAUAAAAAAAUCGAUGCCAAAGAAGAAUCUUCUAAUAAAAUGAAGGCUGGAGACCCAAUAGUUGAAGUUAUAAAACUUGCCAAAUCUCAGUCGGGCGAAGACGAAAAUUUAAAUUUCACUACAUUUGACAACAAUAAUUCGCGUAGAUCGGAGAAAAAUGAAGUGGAAUGUAAUGUUGUAGAAGAAAAUAUACAAGAAAGAUCUAUACAUAUAGACUUUGACAAAAACAAGGAAAAUAGUAUAAAAGUAAGUCAUAAUACAUCAAAACAACAAGUCGAUGAAAAAUCAUCUCAAGAAGACAUGACAAUGAAAUCACUUGAAGAAGAUAAACAAAAGAUUGUGAUCUCUGAAGCAGAAAGUGAUCAUUUAUCAGCGCAAGGAACUGAAAACAAAAAUUCAGACAUACCUAAAAUAAAUCCUAACGAAAUAGAAAUGUCUACGUUAGUGCAGGAACAAAAAGAUUGCGUGUAUAAUAAAUCAAAAAAUUUGAAGAGUAAAAAGACCAGACAAAAAGCAAAAUCAAGACAAAGAAAAAAACAAAGCGAAGUUUUAAUUCCCUUAACGGAUAAAAAUGCUAUGAACCAAGAUGAAUCAUUCUGUGAAGAAGCUAUCAAAAAGGAUGAAAAUAACCUAAGCGAAAAUUCAACUGUGCAUAAAAAUACCAAUAUAAAUAUGCACACCACCGAUGAUUCCAAAGAUUUAAAGGAAGAAGUUCAAAAUUAUAAGGAACAAAAUGAAAACGAAAAUUUAGAUCCUGUUGAAGCUAUAAUAAAAUUGGAUUGCACCAAGGCAACUGUAAAAAAUCUGUUAUUCACAAAUAUUGAUAAAAAUCUCGUGGGCAGCGAUUUACCAACCGUUAUUGAAACUGACGUAAACCUUAGUGUACCUUUGAGACGUAGUCGGCGUGGGAAGUCUCUCUUUGUGGAUAGUAAUGUAACUGAGCAAAUAAUUUCAAAUACCGAGAGUACCGAUUACAGAGGUCCGUUGACUAAAAAACAACUGAUCUUUUCUAAGUUGUUGCUGGAUGAAGAAAAUCACACCAAAAUUUCAAAGCAAGCUCCAGAAAAAGAAGUAACUGAUGUGAUAGUUGAUUUUGACGCUCGAACUGUUGAAGACAGUGGCAGUGGAAUAACAGGAGAAGAUACUUACACUGACCAAGCUGCGGUGGAGCCGUGCAAACUUCUCAAGAGGAAAAAAUCACCACAAUCAAAAAGAAAAUGCAAGAAGAAGAAGUCUGUGGAAAUACCGGAUAUCCUUAACGAUGAUUCUCAAACGGAUACUAAAACUCCGGCCGACAAUUCUGCAGAAACGCAAACAAAAUGUAUGGAUCAGUUAAAUGUGAUAGAAAAGCAGCAGCCAGAAUUUGACGAUUUACUGAAAGAAGACCAAAACGUUGCUAAGUCCAGUGACAGCGUCGAUGAUGUUUCUCAUAUAAUCGAAUCCGACAACACCACAUCAGCCAUUAAUGAGAAAGCUGAAGAGGAAGUCCCUGAAACUAAUAAUUCAAUUAACAAAUCAGAAAAUUCUAUAGAAAAGCGGAAGAUAACCCAUAUGACUAACGAUGUUGAAGAUGGUCAAUAUUCCAAACCUAAAAAGGCUAAAUUUAACAAAAGUCUUGAAACUAUAACAUCCGACUCGCAAGACAAUGUCGAAAUAAAUACAAGCCAAGCACCCAUUAAUCCGAUUGAAUCAGAAGUGCGGCUAACGCCAGAAACACGAUCCGUUGCUUGCUAUAAUUUGCCCGUUGCAGCGAGAAGGACUAGAUCGAAGUCGGUUGUUGUUAAAUCAUCCAGUGCUCAGUUUUACGAUCCUUACGAUAUAGACAUGGAUGAUAUGAUUGAAAAUUCAGAACCUCUUAAAAAGCCUGAAUCAAAAACUAAAGCAGGUAAAUCCAAAUCUAGAUAUUUUUCGAAGAUAUCCGACUUAAAGACUUCAGGAAUUAUUGAUCCUGUGGCUAAUGUAGACAACACAGAUACAUCAGAAAAAAAUAAGAAGAAAACGAAAAAGAAUAAACAAGAUACAAUUGAAAAAGGAAUGCCUGGGAGCCUACAAUUAAAGUCUGUUGGUAAAAAAGCUGCAAAAGCACUUAUUAAAGAUCCUGUUGACACGAAGAUAAAAUAUGUAAGUGAUUCUGAUGAGUCAUCCAAAAGCGACGUGCCGUUGAAAAAGUAUGUUGAUGAUAAAGUAAAGAAGAAGACUGACAUUGAGAAUACUCAAGCCGCAGAAAAAGAAAUAUCUGAUGAUCGUAUUAAAAGAAAUAAGGGUAAGCAGAUUAAAAAGAAAAAACGUACUACAGUUGUCAACAAUGAUGAUAAGAGUUUAGAUGCUUCCCAUGAAAGCGAAGAGCAACUGCGCUCAGAACAGUUCAUGGAAAGCUUCGGAUUCUUUUCAGAAAGGAAGCCACGUAAAUCUAAUCUACUAGCAUCUAAAAAAAUAUCUGAGACGUUCCACAUCAUAGCCAAUGACAGUGAUGAUAUGUACUAUCCAUCAAAGGAACGGACAAGCAAAAGAACCCACACUGAUAAUAAAAAAUCAAUAGCUGAAGAUAGUUCUUCACAUUCUCCAGCUAAAAGGACUUUUAAACGUGGGCAGAAAAAAAAAGAAGAUAAAGUACCUGUGAAACCAUUACCACGCUAUUGUAGCUCAUGUAAAAAAGAAUUUAAACGGCCAGAUAACUAUGUCCGUCACCAAUUAACUUUAAUGCACAUAGCAAGAUUAUCAGAAAUAGAAUUACAAGGUGGCAUUAUCCCUGAUUAUGAUGAAGAACCAAGUUAUGUAAUAGAGCGUAGGAAAAAAAUACGUCGACGUAUGAAGAAGAACAAGAAGCGAAAUAAGAAUCAACCGAAAAAUGAGCAACCAUCAUUACUGUCUUUGGAUGAUAUUUUGGAAGUAGUAGAUAGAAGUACAAGACCGCAACAGUUAGCAGGACUGAGCCGGGAUGAGGCUUUGUUUGUUGAUUGUUGCGAGUUAUUGAAAGAAUCGCGUAAUCGCUAUGUACAAAACAAGAUAAUAUUUCCGGAAUCAGAUCCAGUAUUCAAUCAAUUAAAUCAUUUUGCUAUUACAACUUGUUGUCACAGGCUAUAUACACAACCAUCGCCUAUUCCAGAUUUUGACUUUUUUGAUAACAUAGAGAAGACGGAUAAAAGUGACGGGGAUGUAGAUUCAAUUACGGCUAAAAACAUUUUAGAAAGCGAGGAAGUUCGAAAUCUUGAAAAUGAUCUAAUUUCAGGGCUUCAAGAGGCUGCAAACAGCAAUAAUAAAGCGCUUUGUACUAUUGUGGAGCCGCACGAAAUAUGUUCAGCAAAUUUUUCAAGCUCUAGUUUUGCGGAGCCUCAGCUGCCAGAGAAGACGAAUGAAAAGAUAAAUGAAAAUAUAAACGAGAAGACAAAUGAGAAUACAAAUGAGGAUCCUGUUGAACAGGAGACGCUUAUAGAACAGGAAGAAAAUAAGGUUAAAAAAUAUCCAGAAGUUAAAGAGAAAAUGUAUCCUGAUAUCGAGGAGUUUGAUAUGUUUGAAGAUAAAUUUGAUAAAAUAAAGCGGAAAUGUAGAUCUCAAGCGGCAGCAGCUAAACAAGCACAGGCAGUGAUCAAAGCAGCUACAGGGCACAGGCAAAAGAAGUCUGAGAAGAAAAAAGGAAAAAAGAUCUCAAAAAAGAACUACCAAAACACGGUUUUGACGAAAGGAGCCUUGAAAGGCUUCGACGGUAUAAAGGUGUCAAUACCAACUUCUGAUAUAAACAUGUCCGCUAUCGUUCCAUCUCAAGAAAAUUCUCCAAAAAAGAAAAAGAAAACAACAUCUAAGAAGAAGAGAGAGAAGAAAUAUUCUGAAACAAGCAGUAAGUACGAUAGCGACCACCGCUUAAAGGAUAGCUCGUCCCAGAAGAAAGUUGACGUGUACGAAUUUAUGGACAACGAAGACGCAGAGCUGUUUGAAUUUAGACCGUCAACGUUAAUGGAGCGUUUCAAAAGUAUCAGCAACAAAGAUACACCUGGUACUUCGAAAGAUAAACAUCAAUCGAGAGCAGAAGAACGCGAGCAAUCAUGUGGCAGCGUGUCAGACGGCGACGACUUCGUGUACAUGUCUGACGAUUACGUGUGCAGCGAGGAUGAGACUGAAAACAGCAUGCUCUCAUGUGAGUUGGGCAACGGGAAAACCGACCUCAAGAAAACAUCACUAAAACGAAAGGACGUCAUCGAAAAGAAUGCAGUUAUGGGAAAAAUAUUUAAACACAAUGCUGUGAGAAGCGAGAAAAAGAUUACAAAGCUUAAAGAGACUGUGAAACCCAAGGCCAAUCUAGAUCAGUUAUUUGACAGUUUAUUAGAAGAUGAACCCAACUCGUCAAUGCUCAAUAAGGACUCUGAUUCAUCCAAACGAGAAGAAUUUCAAUCUGAGGACGACGCGUUGUCUAAGUACGAAACAUCCAAGUCAUACGACCUGGACUCGCCUAAUAUUGAUGUUUCUAAAGAUGAUAGACAAAUUAUACCGACGUCUCCUGAAAGAUAUAGUACACCUAUACCAAGUUUGACCACCAAAAAAGUCGAUUCGGAUUAUAAAUCGAUGACAAGUAAAUAUGACAUUCUUAAUAGAUAUGAUUAUCCAUCUACAUCAAAAACAGAUUUAUGUGACUUUUACGGUCCGAGCACAUCGAAAAUGGCUGAUGAGAUGAUGGCAAGAGAAUAUAGAAGUAAUAAGAGACUUGAUAGUUCAUUUUCUAAAAACCGUGAUACUUCUCCACAGUAUUAUUCAUUGUCAAUAGAUGACCACGAAAUAUCUGAGCGGAAAGAAAAGUCAUCUGUGAAAAAAUCUGAGGAAUCGUACGACUUCACUGCUGAGUUCGAGGACGAUGCAGGUGUCGCAAGGCAGAGGGCGCGUCGGAAAUGCACAGUAGGAAAGCAAAACGUUCUGGCGGAGACGUGGAGCUCUGAAUCCGAGCCGGACGGCGCACCAGCGCGCUGCACUAGCGCGGAGUCAAUAGCGGCAGGCGCUGGCCGUAAAAAGAAGGGUAAAAAACGAGAAGGUCAGCAGUCUUUUGGGAGACGAGGUAAAGCAUCUUUCAAGAAGCAAGAAAUUGAAAGCAGGGUAAGUUUCGGCAGUCGGCAUACGUCUGGUAGUAGCCGAGGCGGCAGCGGUGUUCAGGAGAGUAGCGGGCGUGUCAGCCCGGCGGAGGCGGGUCCGUCGGGCAUGUCACACGGCGGCGCGGGCGGGAGCGGAGUGCCGAUGCCCGCGCUGCACGUGCUGGCGCCGCGCGUGCGCCGCACCGCCGCCUCCUUCUGGACGUCGGAGAGCGAGGACAAGCCGGACAAACAGCCGCAGCACGGCUGGAUCGUCGGCCCCAGCCACAAGAAGCUGGUCACCAUGCUGGCGCACGCCAAGGGCCGCAAGCGAAAUAAUGACGACGAACGUCAUCUCAUUGAGUAAUAUAGCUUUUUAGGAUAUAAUAAUCUUGUAAAUAUAUUGUAAAUAAUAUUUUAGCUCUUUAUAAAUGUCAUAAUUUCUUGACAUUUUGACCAGAAACCCUUUUUAAGCUAAAAUUUAAUUGAGUUGAGUUGUGUAAAUACUGUAUAUCUUUUAUAGAUUUUAUUUAGUUAAAUUGAUGUACCGUGAGGUCAGAAUUUAUUUAAUUGAUGUUAAACGGCCCUUGCAGUAUAUUAGCUAAAAUUUAUGAUAUUUUGCAGAAUCCCCUAAUAUUCGGCAGAAAUAUUUUUAAAUGUAGGGGGACGACAUUUGCCUUUAUUUAUUUUAAGUUGGAGCUUUAGUUGAAGUACUGUAAACCUCAUAACAUUAUUUUACAAGGCAACUGCAAUUUAUAUUUUCCCCGAUAUUUACCUUUAAUAACACGUAAUUCCAAAUUUAAUUAGAAAUGAAAUUUUUUUUGUUGUCUAUCACUUUAUGCGAUUAUUUCCAAUUUACUACAGUGUCGUAUUAUAUGUCUAUUAAUAUAAAUUAAAAGUACAUAAAGAAUCGUAAUCAAGAUGAAGUAAUGUUUAAUGUAUGAAUGUGCUAUACAAAUUCUUCAACACUACAUAAAAAAAAUCUGUAAACUUAAGAGGCUGUAGUCACCUGUAUCACCUGUAUCGCACGACGGGAACUAGUCGCACGACAGUACUGUCACCCUGUGUCCCUGUAUGUCAACACAAUCCCUUAUAUUAAAUUCGAGGACGGUUUUAUGUUAUAUAAUAAUAUUGUUUAACUAGCAUAAUAUAGCCGGAUUCUACUGUAGUCUGCGGAAGUAUUUUUAUUUGGAAAUUGAUUAAAAUCGAUUCAGGGCUGAGUAAGUUUAUAUUGUAGAUUCCGGAUGGGGCUGAUAACGUGGUGUGGGUGAUUUUGUGUUCUUGGAGUUGGUUGAUUUGUUAACUAUUUUUAUACACUUAGAUAUUUUUUUGAAUAGUCAGUAAUAACAUGAAAUCUCAUGCAUUAGUUAUUGCUUUUUUCUAGUCCAGUAAAGGAAAGACUAUAACCUCAUUAUCAGCCUCGUUGAUUGUGAUUUCCAUAUUGAAAGAAGACUUAUUUUUUGUUCAUCGCGUACGCAAGUAAGUUUAUGUCUCAAGCUUGUGUGCAUUGACUUGUGUUUAAAUAAAUGGUAAUCAAGUUUAAAAGAAUAUUUGAAUAAAGCUCAAUGUUGAAA
This is a messenger RNA of Pectinophora gossypiella (pink bollworm), 14647 nucleotides long. RefSeq lists its product as uncharacterized. The transcript is spliced from 6 exons. The record is from RefSeq and is a predicted model, not a curated record. The coding region runs from base 475 to 13440 and encodes 4321 amino acids. Gene Ontology annotation, biological process: regulation of transcription by RNA polymerase II. Gene Ontology annotation, molecular function: DNA-binding transcription factor activity; RNA polymerase II cis-regulatory region sequence-specific DNA binding. Lineage: Eukaryota; Metazoa; Arthropoda; Insecta; Lepidoptera; Gelechiidae.